AUGGCCGGCAAGAUGAAGGAGUUAGACGGCGCCAGCCCUGCUAAGAUCUUCAUCGGUGGGCUCUCCAAGGACACAAGCCUGAGUACAUUCAAAGGACAUUUCGGGAAGUAUGGGGAUAUAAUUGAUGCUGUCAUAAUGAAGGACCGCUACACUCAAAAGCCCAGAGGCUUUGGUUUUAUUACCUUUGCUGAUCCCGCUGUUGUUGACGGAGUGAUUGAGGAUGAGCAUGUUAUCAAUGGAAAGCUGGUUGAAAUUAAGAGAACGAUCCCUAAGGGAGCUGCUCCCUUGAAAGAUUUCAAGACGAAGAAGAUUUUUGUUGGUGGAUUACCCUCAGCUCUAAAAGAAGAUGAAUUCAAGGAAUUCUUUUCCAAGUUUGGAAAGGUUGUGGAGUAUGAAAUCAUCCGUGACCAUACAACCAACCGGCCACGUGGAUUUGGUUUUAUAGUCUUUGAUGCAGAAAAGCGACUGCACACAGUAACAAAUUGUGGUAUUCUAGUUAAGUCUGUAGAGCACAUCUUAUUGGGUCUUUUUGUUUCAGUUGCCCUAGUUUUGCUCUUAUAUGAGUGGCAGGUUGAGAUCAAGAAGGCAGAACCAAAGAAACCCUCUAACGAACCACCUUGUUCACUUGAUAGCGAACCUAGGGGCCGUCCAUAUGCAGACAGUUAUGAUGGAUUUGGCAGCUCUUACAAUUAUGGUGGUAGUUUUGGUCCUUAUAGAUCACCUGGAAGUUUUGGCGCUAGGCCUGGAGGUUACAAUAGUGCUUAUGGUCCUGGUGAUUAUGGUAGCGGCUAUGCUACUUAUGGUGGAGCAUUAAUAGGAUACCGUGGAGAGCCCCCCCUUUAUUCUAGUCGCUAUGGUAGCACUUACGGAGGCAGCUUUGGUGGCGGGUAUGGUGGUGGCAGUUAUGCCGGUGGAUUAGCUGGUGCAUAUGGGCGUGAUGCCGGGGGCUAUGGUGGUUCUAGCUAUGGUCCUAGUUAUGAUUCUUCAGGGGCUAAUACUUGUGCUGGGUUUGGCACCGGUUUACUCUAUGGUGCUAGGACAGGCUAUGGUAGCACUGGUGGCAGUGGUGCUGCUGGUCGUUACCAUCCAUAUGGAAGAUAG
Miscanthus lutarioriparius is the source of this 1101-nucleotide messenger RNA. The record is from the annotation of a GenBank genome assembly. NCBI's taxonomy places the organism in Eukaryota, Viridiplantae, Streptophyta, Magnoliopsida, Poales, Poaceae.